UUCGCCGAUGCGACAGGGCCCUGACAGGACAAGCUUGACUCCGUCUAUCGUCAGCCGUAGAAUGGCUCCAUGCUCCGCCUAGGCACACGCUUGCGCAACUGUAGGUCAAGCACGCAAGCCAGUCCUCUUGCAUUCGUGUUGCAAGCGGAACAUCGGGUGGUCAGGAAGCCCUGGCAACGCUCUCGUUCGACAGGCGAGCCCGGGUCAGACAGCGUCAGCUCGAGUCACUACACUACGACUGAACAGCUAGAAGCUCUGCCAGCGUCAGACUUCUUGCAGAAAGACGGGAGAGAUAGAUCGCACAUCCGUACAGAAGCCGAGCUCCUCCAGUCCGUCCCUCGAUUUAGGACAGUCACACGACAGGAACACCGAGCCCGAAUAGAAUCCUUGCAACGACCUACAGCUCCGAUAGAUACGAUGGGUGCCGUCGUCAAGCCGGGUGGACCGGUCAAGACGAACGACCGCAUCAAAGCGCUUAGAUCACUCCUCGCUCAGCACGCCCUGACCGCAUAUGUUGUGCCUGCGGAAGAUGCUCAUGCAAGCGAGUACAGCUGCGCGGCAGACAAGCGCCGUGAAUUCAUCUCUGGCUUCUCGGGCUCCGCGGGCACCGUCGUCGUCACCGAGAAGGAGGCCUGUCUCUUCACAGAUGGCCGAUACUUCCUACAGGCAUCUCAACAGCUCGAUACAGACUGGACGCUCAUGCGAUCAGGCGAGCCCGAUGUACCGACAUGGCAGGAAUAUCUGGGAAAGCUACCGCCAAACGCUCAAGUCGGCAUCGACCCAACACUGAUCUCGGCCGCGGACGCAAAGACAAUCUCGGCCUCGCUCACAUCAAAGUCCUCGCAGCUCGUGUCCCUCGCUAAGAAUUUGGUGGACGAGCUGUGGACAGACCGCCCUCAGCGACCGGAGAACCCAUUGACGGUCAUCCCAGAUAGCUUAGCAGGACGCUCAGCGGCCGAAAAGAUUGCCAACAUGCGCAAAGAUCUCGAGAAGCGAAAAGCAGACGCACUCGUCGUGAGCAUGCUCGAUGAAGUAGCUUGGCUGUUCAAUCUGCGAGGCUCGGACAUUCCUUACAACCCAGUCUUCUUUGCCUACGCGCUCGUCACACCGAGCGAGGUCUCGCUCUUUGUCGAUGCAGACAAGGUGCCCGAAGAGGUCAAGCAUGAGUUGCCCACUGAAGUCUCUAUUCGACCCUACGAUGAGAUCUUCAGCCGACUCGAAGGUCUCGCAUCCAGCUUGCGGGAAGGUGCCAAGGUCGUGAUUGGCAAUAAGACAUCGCUUGCCUUGGCGACAGCUGCCGGUACUCAGAAUGUGGAUAUCGUCCAGUCGCCAAUCGCAGAAGCAAAGGCGAUCAAGAAUGAGGUAGAGCUCGAGGGGUUCAGGGAGUCGCACAUUCGCGACGGCGCAGCGCUCGUCGCUUACUUCGCCUGGCUCGAGGAACAGCUUGCAUCUGGCGCUGAGCUCAAGGAGUCGGCAGCUGCAGAUAAGCUAGAAGAUCUGCGUUCGAAGCUGCCGCGCUAUAAAGGCCUAUCCUUUACGACCAUCUCGUCUACGGGGCCAAAUGCUGCCAUCAUUCAUUAUUCGCCCGAUCCUGAGAGCUGCGCAACGAUCGACAAGGACCAAAUCUACCUCUGCGACUCGGGUGCUCAGUUCGAGGACGGCACCACAGAUGUCACGCGAACGCUCCACUUCGGUAAAGCAACCGAUGAAGAACGUCAUGCUUUUACGCGCGUAUUACAAGGUCAUAUCUCCAUCGACAGUGCCGUCUUCCCAAAAGGCACCACCGGCUAUGUACUCGAUGCCUUCGCGCGUCGUGCGCUUUGGGCAGACGGUCUUGACUACCGCCAUGGCACCGGUCACGGUGUUGGCCAUGCACUCAAUGUGCACGAAGGACCCGCCGGCAUCGGCACCCGCCUUGCUUACAACGAGACCGCUCUCAAAGCUGGCAUGGUCUUGUCAAAUGAACCCGGCUUUUACAAAGAUGGCUCAUUCGGCAUUCGAAUAGAGAAUCUCGUUAUAGUCAAAGACGUCAAGGCAAGGUACAAUUUCGGCAAUAAAGGGUCUCUCGGCUUUGAGCGCAUCACAAUGUGUCCCAUUCAGACGAGUCUGAUCGACAAGAGCUUGCUGACACCGCAAGAGGUUCAGUGGGUCAAUGAAUAUCAUAAGGAGGUACUGGAGAAGCUUUCGCCGCUCCUUAAGGACAGCGAUCCUCGCGCAUACAAGUGGCUGCAGAGAGAGACAAAGCCAUUUUGAUCCGU
Messenger RNA from Mixia osmundae IAM 14324, 2258 nucleotides. RefSeq lists its product as uncharacterized. Gene Ontology annotation, molecular function: metalloaminopeptidase activity. The record is from RefSeq and is a predicted model, not a curated record. The transcript is spliced from 12 exons. NCBI's taxonomy places the organism in Eukaryota, Fungi, Basidiomycota, Mixiomycetes, Mixiales, Mixiaceae. Bases 70 to 2253 code for a protein of 727 amino acids.